AUGAUGUCCUCCCGACUCCCACAUACACUUCAUCGAACUGCUAUUACCGCGCAGACCGGCUUUGCCGCCGCCAGCAUCCGAAAUAGUCAACGAGUGAUCACCCGUCGAUCCUAUGCAGAGGCUCAUUACCAUGAGCGGAAGAAAGGGAAUGUUCCAUGGCUAUUUCUCUCAGUCGCUUUAACAGUCCCAGUAGCAUAUUAUCUAUAUAAUUCAAGAUCCCAGGAAACUGCACAUGGCGCUGGGCCCAAGCGUUCGCUUGUCAAGGGCCGCGAGGAAGGAGCAAAAGUGUCAGGCGAGAAACAGUCAGAGCGUGAUCCGGCCCACGCAAUCAAACCCAUAGAAAACAUUGGCAAAAAAUCAGGCACGCAAACAGCCAAACAGCAAGGCGUUUCCAACGACGAUACUAUGCAUCCGGAGCUCUAUGCUUCGGGCAAGAGCGAGAAACCCGAGGGCGUGACCGAGACAGCCAAGUUGAAAGGGACAGUGUCGCUUGACCGAGGAAAGGGAAAGUCAUAA
This is a messenger RNA of Talaromyces amestolkiae, 516 nucleotides long. RefSeq lists its product as uncharacterized. The transcript is spliced from 3 exons. Lineage: Eukaryota; Fungi; Ascomycota; Eurotiomycetes; Eurotiales; Trichocomaceae. The coding region runs from base 1 to 516 and encodes 171 amino acids. The record is from RefSeq and is a predicted model, not a curated record.